AUGGCUCCCAAGGUCGCUGUCGUCUACUACUCCGUCUACGGACACAUUCGAACCCUCGCCCACGAGAUCCAGCAAGGUAUCAAGUCGGCUGGAGGCUCGUCCACCCUCUACCAAGUCCAGGAGACCCUUCCCCAGAAAGUUCUCGACAUCAUUAAAGCUCCCCCCAAGGCCGAUGACCCCGUCAUCACCCCCGAGAAGAUCACCGAGUACGAUGGUAUCCUUAUGGGUAUCCCCACUCGAUUCGGUAACCAGCCUGCCCAGUGGAGAUCGUUCUGGGACCAGACUGGAGGUCUCUUUGCCAGCGGAGGACUGGCCGGCAAGUACGCCGGUGUCUUUGUGUCCACUGGUACCCCCGGAGGAGGCCAGGAGACCACCGCCAUCAACGCUCUCUCCACCAUUGCCCACCACGGCAUGAUCUACGUGCCCCUCGGAUACAAGGAGGCCGCCCCUCUGCUCACUUCCUUCGACGAGAUCCACGGAGGCUCGCCUUGGGGCGCUGGUACUUUUGCUGGAGGAGACGGAUCUCGAAAGCCCACCGAGCUCGAGAAGAACGUGGCCCGAAUCCAGGGUAAGCAGUUCUGGGAGACUGUCGCCAAGGCUUUCAAGUAG
Messenger RNA from Yarrowia lipolytica CLIB122, 609 nucleotides. RefSeq lists its product as uncharacterized. Gene Ontology annotation, cellular component: membrane. The record is from RefSeq and is a predicted model, not a curated record. Lineage: Eukaryota; Fungi; Ascomycota; Dipodascomycetes; Dipodascales. Gene Ontology annotation, molecular function: FMN binding; NAD(P)H dehydrogenase (quinone) activity.